This is a messenger RNA of Sinocyclocheilus anshuiensis, 1557 nucleotides long. Its product is annotated as protein unc-93 homolog A-like. NCBI's taxonomy places the organism in Eukaryota, Metazoa, Chordata, Actinopteri, Cypriniformes, Cyprinidae. The record is from RefSeq and is a predicted model, not a curated record. The transcript is spliced from 8 exons. The coding region runs from base 62 to 1474 and encodes 470 amino acids.
AAUCUGUUUUGUCUUUCACUGAAGGAAUUCAUCCCUUUUGAAGCAUUCACAGGAUUUCAGGAUGAAAAAAUUGAUGAGCCGAACCACCAAAAAUGUCCUUGUGGUUUCAUUUGGAUUUUUGCUCUUAUUCACAGCAUAUGGAGGGCUGCAGAGUUUACAGAGCAGUCUUAAUGCUGAGGAUGGAAUGGGUGUUAUUUCUCUCAGUGUCAUCUAUGGAGCUAUCAUUUUGUCCUCGAUGUUUCUGCCUCCAAUAAUGAUCAAAAAUCUGGGCUGUAAAUGGACCAUCGUCCUUUCUAUGGGUUGUUAUGUGGCAUAUUCCUUUGGAAACCUUGCGCCAGGCUGGGCAAGUCUGAUGACAACCUCUGCUAUUCUGGGUAUGGGAGGUUCACCGCUGUGGUCUGCAAAAUGCACCUAUCUCACAAUAAGUGGAAACAAACGAGGCCAGAAAACCAACAAGAAAAGCCAGGAUAUCAUCAACCAAUAUUUUGGCAUCUUUUUCUUCAUUUUUCAGUCAUCGGCGGUAUGGGGAAACCUCAUGUCAUCUCUGAUAUUCGGCCAGGAUACUAGCAUAGAAGUCCCUGAGGAGAACCUGCAGUUCUGUGGUGCGACAUCAUGUGUUGAAAAUUUCACAGUCGCAAACUCAACCCUUCCAGCAAGACACCUAGUGAACACACUGCUAGGCUGCUAUAUUGGUGUGGGGGUUCUGGCCAUCAUUUUUGUGGCGGUGUUCCUGGACAACAUCGACCGAGAUCUGGCCAAAGAAUUUCGUAAAACCAAGGGCAACCAGUCGUUUUGCAACACCUUUCUGGCUACCUUCAAGCUCUUGAGAAAUCCUAAAUUGUUGCUUCUCAUCCCAUUGACCAUGUACAGUGGGUUUGAGCAAAGUUUCCUCUCUGGUGAAUACACAAAGAACUAUGUGACGUGUGCGAUAGGAAUACACUACGUUGGCUUUGCGAUGAUCUGCUUUGGUGCUUCUAACUCCCUGUGCUCAUUCGCAUUUGGUAGACUGGCUCAAUACACUGGACGAAUCGCCCUCUUUUCCUUGGCUGCAGUGACAAACCUGGGCUGUUUUCUGGGUCUUUUGUACUGGAAGCCUCAUCGAGACCAGCUUGGCGUGUUCUUUGUGUUUCCAGCCCUCUGGGGGAUGGCAGACGCUGUGUGGCAAACACAAACCAAUGCACUUUAUGGCAUUCUCUUUGCUAAGGACAAAGAAGCAGCAUUUGCCAACUACCGCAUGUGGGAGUCACUUGGUUUUGUUAUAGCCUUUGCUUACAGCACAUUCAUCUGCCUGUCCACCAAAAUCUACGUUGCUCUGGCUGUUCUUGCCCUUACCAUGGUAACUUACCUUUACGUUGAGUACAACGAGUACAAGCAUCCAGCUCCAGAAGUGACUACUGACAACUUGCAAAAACCAGAAAAGGCUGACCUCAAAGAAUUAAAUGACAAUGAUAUUAUCACUCAGACACGAAUGUAAAUAAAUUUUGCUAGAUAUUUCUGCCUCAGUAUGUAUCUCAGUAUGUAAAAUGUUGACUUUGUUGUUGUUGUCAUUCAGAGAUU